This is a messenger RNA of Oreochromis aureus, 6152 nucleotides long. Its product is annotated as galectin-related protein. Gene Ontology annotation, molecular function: carbohydrate binding. Bases 669 to 1214 code for a protein of 181 amino acids. The transcript is spliced from 5 exons. The record is from RefSeq and is a predicted model, not a curated record. NCBI's taxonomy places the organism in Eukaryota, Metazoa, Chordata, Actinopteri, Cichliformes, Cichlidae.
CAGAAAGGACGGAGGGGGUUGCAAAAGUCAAUGAACAGAGGAUUGUCCACUUCAUUCAGUGAAAAGCAAUUAUGUCCCAGGCUCACAAGUGAGCAGAAACAGGUCCAUUUGUAGCUAUUUUUAACUCCCUGAUGCUUCUGAGCCCUACAGUAUGGUUUAAUCAUUCCAAAGUAUUGAGUGUGCCCACUUUGGCCAAUUAGGCCAAAACCCCCAGUCUGUGUCACGGUCAAACUGGAUAAACGACACGCGAGCGCAGUCUCAUAAACUAACCGCUUAUUUAAACCAGCUAAAAGUCGUGUCCUGGAUUUUUAUCCCAACCUAGAAACCCCCCAAAGAAUCCAAACAAUGCGUUGUCUAAUUGGGUGAAGGGUUGAGGGAAAUCUGUCUGAUUAGCCUUCUCCAACAGACGGGGAUUAAGCUUUUGGUCUGUAAUUAUUAUAAAGCAUACGUCAGCAGACAUCCACCCAUUUCAGUGGAGCAGAGGGAUCCUGCGAGGUGACUGUGCUAUCUGUCAGGCCAAGUCAGACGCGAGGACCCAAGAAUAGGAGCAGUACUGGAGCAGGAACAGGAAUAUCCUCCUGAGUCAGUGCCACGACGCUGACAAACCACGCUCCCCGGCAGAGCUGCCUCUGCUCCGAUAAUCAGCAUCCUAUGCUAUUCUGCUCAAGAUGGCGGUGCAGGCAGCGGAGAAGGACGGAGUAGUGUUGAAGAAUGUGGAAGAAGACCACCUGAAUGACUCGCUGGGGAACCCCGGCCUCAUCUCACCUGACAAGGAGGAUUUAUCACGCCUCCUGACGGUGCCAUUCAGCGGGCGCAUCCGGGGCGGCAUGCGGCCGGGGAAGAAGAUAAUAGUGAUGGGCAUCGUGGACCUGGAGCCAGACAGCUUUGAUGUCAGCCUGAUCUGUGGACGUGAUUCAGAGAAAGGGGAGCCUCCAUUUGAUGUGGCCCUGAAACUCACGGCUCGUUUCACUGACCGUCAGUUCCUUCGCAGCGCUCGGGUUUCUGGGAAAUGGACAGAGGAGGAGGCGUCCACCGCCUAUUUUCCCUUCAUCCCUGAUCAGCCUUUUAGGAUUGAGAUCCACUGCGAGCACCAGAGGUUCCGGAUAUUCGUGGAUGGACACCAGCUCUUUGACUUUUAUCACAAAGUAAAAUCUUUGCCCUCUAUCGACACAGUACGAAUACAAGGAGACCUACAGAUCACCAAGCUCGGUUAACUUGCCCUCCGACCAAUUCCCGCUCCGCAAGUCGUGUGUGAAGCAAGGACUUGAUCACAGAUGACCACACACACGUGCGCCUGUUACAUCAUCAUCCAUAGCCCAUCGUACAGCACUGCAUCAGCAUAGUAACUGGAUCAAAGUUUUUCUGCUUCGCUGUUUCUUCUUCUUCCUCUUCUUUCUGUUGAACCAGGAUCUGAUGUGAUGGUGCUUUGUGGGUGAAUGUGUUUGAUCCAUUUUUCAGGUAUUUUUCCCUUGUAGCCCCAGUUUUUAGAUCAGGGAACUUGUAGCUUAUUUAUAGGACAUUCCACUUUUAUGUCGAAUCCUUUAGGGAAUUUGAGAUGGAAGCAGGUGUGGAGGUUUGAAGAAACCAGUUAAGAUAAAAAUAUCUGACACUUAGCAGCUAAAGUGAAAGUUAAGUGUUGUUCAUGGGUAGAGAACAAAAUCAAAAACUUAAAGUCAAUUCAACUCACUUUGUUUAAACAUACAAGCGUCCUCUUAAAUGACCAAGCAACAUGAACAAAUGUGCAGUAAAACUCAGACAGGCCAGAGCAGUGUUCCCAAAUUAGGCGGAUACAUGAUGCUAUGCGAGAUGCAACUGGUUUCAAUUCAAAUAUACCUGUAUGUGUAUAUGUGUAUAUUUUAUAUGCUUCAGUUAGAUUGAGCUCAGCACAGCUGGAUGUGUAAUUAUUUCAAAAACUCAUCUGAGCACAACACAACGCUGCAUAGCGGCCUGUUUUCUCUCUGCUGAUGUAUAUCUAACUCUGCUGGCACUCCUCUGCAUCCCUUGGGUUUAUUCCAGUUGUCAUGGUAACAUGUUGCAGCCUCAUUGACCUAAAUACCCAAAAAUGAGGAUUAUAUCAUGACAAGAUGUAGCAUCCCAUGCUUAACACAGCGUGUCUGGAUAGUUUGCACUUUCUUUUUUUUUUUAUUACAGCCACUCUCCUGUAGGUAGACUACGCUAUAGAGGCAGUAGAGCUGCAGAGAAAUGAAUUUAAAAAUUGACUUCUGCUCCUUUUUUCUUUUGCAAGCCUCAUCAGAGUUGAACACUAAAAUAAGAUAUAAGUUUUACUCCUUAUAUGAAGAAGAAACCGUGCUGUCAGAGAGGUCACAGGUUCAGCCAAGUGCAGGUUCAGUCACACAUUUUGGAGUCAGGGGUCAGAUCCUGGGGGUACUUUGAAUGUAUAGGGUUGAUGUUUUUUUUUUUUUUUUUGUUUUGUUUUGUUUUUUAAUAGUAGCAUAGAAGAUAUAGUGAUGCACAGAUUGAUUUCUCAAUGUCACAGUUUUUGGUGGUAUGGCUGGUGCUGUUUUAGUCCAUUAUAGGUCUUGUGUGUCUCAUGGCUUUUUAAAAAAAAAAACAGUUUUCCUGAAUCAUUCCUCAUCAGCAUCUUGCCCACACUGAUGCAGUCUCAUCCUUUCCUAGUGCUGCAGGCUGUGUUUUAGAAGUCUAACUAACACAAAUGUCUGGUCUCUUAUGCAUUGUCUUUAUGACAGUUUCCUUCACUGGGGCAGAGAGCAAGUUCUAAAGAACAUAUACAAAUAGAGAGGAGAUCUUCAAGUUAAACCCACAAGUAUUGUGUGUAUUAAAUCUUAAGGUGCUCUGUUUACACUCUUCCAGUAUCAGCAUUGACUAUGCGUUAUGAGAUGUUUCUCAUUCUCUAGAAAGAUGUAAAAACUCACUGCAGACAUUAAAAGGUACUGUUUUUUUUUCUGUUUAUGCAUUUAUGUGUUUUUUGGCACAACUUCACCUACUUCUAAUAUGCAUGUAGGAGAAGGAAAAGUCUGAAGAAGACAAAGCUCUUGCAAAAAGAUGGCCAGAUUUGUUCUAGACAAAUGGCUUAGGGCGGCAAUAAAGUUUCUCUUUGUUGCUGAAGUUUUGACCUGUUUAAAGGGUUUUAUAAAAAAAAUGAUUUAAAUUUAAGUUAUGUUUAUGGGUCAGUUAUAAGCCUGAACAUAUUUGCCAAGUUGUGAAAAAUCCCUUUUGUGUGUAAUUAAAAUUGUAUUUAUUAAUGUUGGUAAACGUCUAUUACGAGUCCCACUUUUAGAAAUGUUAAUAAAUCAUUAAAGUUUCCUGGGUUUAUAAAGAUGCAUUAAAGCUAAAAUUAUAAACAUUGAUAAGCUGUUCAUGAAUAAUAGAUACACUCUGGUGCAGAUGCCCUGCAGCUGUUUCCCAGACAAAAAAAAACAAGGCACGUAUCAUUUCACAUGAAGGGUUAGCCAAGGGGGUUUUUCACAACUCUGAAAUGUUUCCUGAAACUGCUCAUAAAUGUGAUUUGUAAUACAUUUAUAACACAUUAGGGGGUGUAACAGAAACCAAAGUCAUGAUACAAAUAAUACAUUUUGAAGGUCUUUCAGGUACAGAAGUAUCAUGCAUCACAAUAAUGGAAAAAUGGAAUGGCGUACGCUGUUUUCCUACAAUUAUUAUAAUGUCAGAAAUCAAACUAUUCGAUAGAAAUUCACAGAAUAAAUUAUCACAACUUGUAAAUGUUGGAAAGCGGCGCUGCUGGUUCUGUUUAUGACAGUAAAACCUAAACCAGGUUUCAUGAGCCUGUUUGACACUGAAGAAGUGAACAGCAGUUGUCUGCACAAAACUGCUCAGACAUUUUGACAUUUUCACCCUCACACAUUCUGUGUUUAUCAUAAGCCAAUGAUGGUUUUUGGAUCGAUUUUUUGCUGCUGUAAAAUUGGAGUAAGCCAUGAAUGAGGCUUCCUUUAUGGGCAAACUCUAAGUAAACCUCUUCAUUACCUGUGGGCAGCGUUUGUCAAAAUGCAGAAAGGCUGCUUUCUAUACAUGCAUGAGUAUUUACUGGUUCCUUUGACAUAGCAAUAACAUCGCUGCUCCUACAGCUGACUCUAAGCUUCUUUUUGCCUGGUUGGUCAGACAGCGUCUUCCUGAGUUCCUCGUUUUCCCCAAAUUUAUUCUGGACACAAACGAGCGUGGUACUGAGAAUUGGACUAAGAUGGAUAGGUGUGUGUGAAUCAUUCUUACUUCAGUAUUACAAGGGCAAAUGUGUCCAGAUAACAUGUAAUUAUGCUGAUUGGGCGUGUUGUUGGAUGCUAUUUUUAUUCUGGUGACCAUAUUUCACAGCAGUUUACUGUAAUAAUGUUGAUAUAGUCCAUGGAAGUAUGUUUGAGUGAUGUAAAAACAAGAUGUGUGUUGAAGGGUGAUACAGGUUCAUGUUUUGGGUCUUCAGUUGACUGUGUUGACAGCAGCAGGAGGUACGGGGGAGGGAGAGGAACAAUUCAAGACUUCCUGUGCUCAUUCCAGGGAGCUCUUUAUAUGUGUGCUGAGCUGAGCUGGGAGUCUGUUUGGCUCAGCAUAGUGUACACUUGAACUCUGCCAUUAGCAAAUUGUUUCUGGAACUGCUGUGUUUUUUCCCAGCUGAGCGCAGUUUGUUUUCCUCUAGGUUUUUAGAUGUGGUGCAGGUACAGGAUAAAACCUUGUGGGGUACUUACCUAUUUUGUACUGUUGCACUUUAAAAAAGAAAAUUGCAAAACCACAGCGAGAAGAAAACAGUUGAAGCAUUUUUACUGUUUAAUAUGCAGGUCCCUUUUUCUGAUCUCCUAAUGAUCCCACAUCUUUUGAAGAACAACCUUGGGAAAUCAUAACUUAUUGCUCUUUGUAACUCUUAUUUUAUUUUCUCUGCAACACUUUAAAAAUGUAACUGAAAAGCUGAAUGUCAUUUUCUGGCUGAUUGUAAUCUAAUGAUAAUACCCAGGUGGAAUCACUGUUCACAAUCACCCCAGUUAUUUAGGACCUGCCCUUUUAUACCCAUUCAGUUGUGAAGUAAAUCUUUACACUCUUCCUACCUUUAAAAUCCAGCACGUCUGAUGUAAGAGGAGUGUUUGUUUGGGUUUUUUUUACCCAUGUCUGUCUGUUUGUUACCCUGCUUUCAGACUUUGGAUGUACGUGGACUCAGGGUUUUUAUUUUUGAAGAAAACACAUGAAAGCAUUUGUUGUGCAUGUAAGCUAGUACCUGGCAAUUUGGAAAGAAGACAGAUUGAAGUACCAACUAUUUAUUGCCAGUUUCUGUUUCAGUCAAGCACGCCGUUUUAUUUCUUUUUGCCAUCUAUCCACUGUCUGUUCUUUUGGGCUGUAUUGUUUUUUUUUUGGCCUAGUGCAUAUACAUAUACAUAUGUAUAUAUAUAUAUAUAUAUAUAUAUAUAUAUAUAUAUAUAUAUAUAUAUUCAUAUAUACAUAUAUAUGUAAAAGUUAAACUUGAGUGUGGACUCGAGUAUUGAAUUAAAAUCAUUUCCCCGUGAGUUUCACCAGGUUAAAGAGCGGUUUUCUAAAAGGUGCUAAAAUGACUUCAUCGUGUUCAUUGAGUAGAAGUAGGCUGAUGUGUUUCUGAUGUGUUUGUGCGGUUGAUCAUGUUACCAUUUGUAUUUAUUACACCAUAACCAGCAGCUUUGUGCGUGGUAAAGAUAUCCUGACUGUAUAGCUAACGUUUUGCUGUUUAUAUGAAGGCGCGUUGAAAAGUUGAGUCUUUUAUAAUAAUGAAAGUGUUUUCUUUGGCUCUGGGUUCUGAUGUGUACAAAUAUUACAAAUUGUAUGAAAAAGAGUAUUGUCUUAAACUGCAACCUUCCCCAUUUCCAGAUGCUUUUCUUUUAACUGCACAACAGUUUCCUGUCAUUGUUUUCAAGGAUGUACUGAGUCUGAGGAUCACUCGCGUGCCGGCUGUAGUAACUUUGAUCUCCCUGAUAGUCUUUCAUCUCACGAAGCAUCAUGUUGGCUGUUUGAUCUGCUUAAAACAGGAGCACUUGUAAUUACCACAUGAUGUCACAUUCCCGAAAUAAAUAGAGUUGACUGUAAACUUUGUGAGAAUGUGCACACACGGCCAGUGUUUAGAUGAACACAAUACAUGCUCCAAAUGUUUUUCUCCCUCUAUGCUUUUGUAAAAACAGCUCCUUUGCAAACUAUUAAACUUCUUAAGUUGA